GUCCUUUUUUAAUCUUUCCUGAUUUGUACUUCUCCUUUAAGUUCAAGAAUUGUUGCGUCAACCAUGGAAAUGUUUUGAUAAAUCAAUAAUGCAUCAGGAAAAGUUUAAAAAGAUGGAGGAAUAUGGACGCAAACAUCCAGAAAAAGUUACACUGCUCAGUGAAUUGCGUGUAAUUUUCAAGGAGGAGUUUUUGCUUGGCAAGGGAAGUGAUGGAACCCGUGUUUACCUUGCCCUGGGAAACAAUGGUUAUGGAAAAGCAGUAAAGCGAAUACACAAAGAUAGCGGCAAAGACUAUGCAAAUCGAGAAAAAGAAAUUUUUAAUGUGUUGAAUGCAAAGCGUUCAAAUUAUGUUGUGAAUUUUUGGGAUUUAAAGGAGAGCCUUGACGAAGAGUAUUUGUACAUGAUAUUAGAUUUGUGUGAAGAAUCGUUAGAGAGUUAUGUGAAUUCUUCUUCUUUGCCAGAUCUUCAAAAAGUCGUUCCUAAAGUUCUUAUUCAAAUCUUAAAUGGUCUAGUUCACCUUCACAGUGGUGAGCGUCCUAUUCUUCAUCGGGAUUUAAGACCCUCGAACGUUCUUCGAGAUGUGGAUGGAAAUUUUUUAAUCGCUGACUUUGGUAUAAGUCAUAUGUUAUCUGAUGAAACUUCGACACAUCGGAGCAUACAAAGAGGAGCUACAUAUUGGAUAGCUCCAGAGUCAUAUGACAAAUCAAAUGCAUCAAUUGAUAAAGUUCGUUAGAAAACAGAGUCUGACAUUAUGAAUGCCGGAAUGGUGGCUUAUUAUGUUGCAACAGAGGGAAAACAUCCUUUUGGAAUUGAACAGCAUAGACUGGACAACAUUUUGAUUGGAAACCCAGUUGGAUUGGACGAACUCGAGGAUGCUACG
This is a messenger RNA of Xenia sp. Carnegie-2017, 880 nucleotides long. Its product is annotated as serine/threonine-protein kinase pakH-like. Bases 89 to 733 code for a protein of 214 amino acids. Lineage: Eukaryota; Metazoa; Cnidaria; Anthozoa; Malacalcyonacea; Xeniidae. Gene Ontology annotation, biological process: IRE1-mediated unfolded protein response; protein phosphorylation; intrinsic apoptotic signaling pathway in response to endoplasmic reticulum stress. Gene Ontology annotation, molecular function: ATP binding; RNA endonuclease activity; protein serine/threonine kinase activity. Gene Ontology annotation, cellular component: IRE1-TRAF2-ASK1 complex. The transcript is spliced from 2 exons. The record is from RefSeq and is a predicted model, not a curated record.